Molecule: messenger RNA, 3392 nt
Organism: Epinephelus fuscoguttatus (brown-marbled grouper)
Lineage: Eukaryota; Metazoa; Chordata; Actinopteri; Perciformes; Serranidae
Gene: rab2a
Product: RAB2A, member RAS oncogene family
Exons: 8
Coding region: 174-812 (212 amino acids)
Cellular component (GO): Golgi apparatus
Molecular function (GO): GTPase activity; GTP binding
Source: RefSeq, a predicted model, not a curated record
GCGAGGGCGGACCGUGUGACGUAGAGCUGAGGCUCUGGCUGUUUAUUGUUCCUUCCUCAACACCGACAGAGAAAAACAGGCUAACGAGCUGUCAGCUACCUUUUUCACACGGUUCACAGUUGGUUUAACGAAGGUGUAACGGUCGAGACAGCUGACUGCACAAACCAGGGGCCAUGGCGUACGCGUACCUCUUCAAAUACAUCAUCAUCGGAGACACGGGCGUGGGGAAGUCAUGUCUAUUACUACAGUUCACAGACAAGAGGUUUCAGCCAGUUCACGAUCUCACUAUCGGUGUGGAAUUUGGAGCGAGGAUGAUCACUAUAGAUGGCAAACAGAUCAAACUGCAGAUCUGGGAUACGGCUGGUCAGGAAUCGUUCCGGUCCAUCACCAGGUCUUACUACAGAGGAGCAGCAGGAGCUCUGCUAGUCUAUGACAUCACAAGAAGGGACACCUUCAACCACUUGACGACCUGGUUAGAGGACGCUCGCCAACAUUCCAACUCCAAUAUGGUCAUCAUGCUCAUUGGCAACAAGAGUGACCUGGAGUCGAGGAGAGAGGUGAAGAAAGAGGAAGGUGAAGCAUUUGCCAGAGAACAUGGCCUCAUAUUCAUGGAGACCUCAGCCAAGACUGCCUCUAAUGUAGAGGAGGCUUUCAUCAACACAGCCAAGGAGAUCUAUGAGAAGAUUCAGGAGGGAGUGUUUGAUAUCAACAAUGAGGCUAAUGGUAUUAAGAUUGGACCCCAGCAUCCUACCACCAACUCCACACUGACCGGCAGCCAGGGAGGCCAACAGGCUGGAGGGGGCUGCUGCUGAAGCCUCAAAACACACCUCCUCCUUCUCCUCCUCCUCCUUCAACCCUGACCCUUCCUCCUCCUCGCCCUCUCCGACCCUCCCUUGCGUUUCUACAGAACUGUCCAGGCUCACUAACAGUUUGUUAACCUCUCUCUCUCUCUCUACUGCUCCAUUCUGUCAUCCAUCCAUCCCUCCCUUUCUGUCUUUUUCUCUGUCUUUCAGCCAUGUCUUUCUUAAGUCCCUUGACCAUGACCCAAGGGUCUCGGGGCCGUGUCCCCAUAAAUCAACCUGACUUCCAACAGUCUAACAAGGACGGAGUCAGCUUCACCUGCAGGUUUAGCCCCCAAAUUCUGAAGUUUUGCAGUUCAUCUUUUUUUUGGUUAGAUAAAUGGAUUUCUAUCUCUUUAUUUAAAAAAAAAAGCACGCUGGAAUGUGAAGAACUCUGUUCCAGCAGUUUAAUUUACGUACUUCUCUGAAUUCAUGAGGAUGUUGUUGGGAUAUCACAGUACCUCAGAAUCAUAAAAAAAUAGAGCUAUACCUUCAGUAACAGUGAGGUUGUUGGUAGAGAUUAAGCAACUGACUGUAUGGAAUAAAUCAUGCGCCGUGUUGUGUCUAUACACACAUCUGUACAUGUUUUGAAGAAAAUGACACAGCACAUUGAUAGCAGGACAUGUUCCUACAUGUCAAGUCAGUUUGCAUGCUGUGUCUGUGUGUAUAGGGACGAUAUAGGUAUUCCAGUAUGUCAGUUUAUGAGGUGUAGGAGGCAUUCAAGUCACUCUGUAUGUUCUGUCCAUAAAAACAAAGUGCAAAUAUUAUGUUAUUUUGAGCUUUCUUUCCCUAUUCUUCUUCAUGUUAUUUUUUUCUCUCUGUCUUUGUGUCCUUUUUGUUGACUUGCAGAUGAUUUGUAUUUAAUGAACACUACAAACUGGUUGUGGCUUAAAGUUUUUUAAAUUGUCUGGAGAGAGAAUAAAAGACCAAACUGUUAAGUGUGAUUAUGGAUCCUUUUGGGGAAGACGGAAGCCGAAAAGUUAAAGAAACGUUAAGGGAUGUUGAGAGCAGCGGCCGCCAAUAUGAAGUUAAGAAGUAAAAAGAGGAAAAUAGAUUGGAAUUUGAGACUUUUUUUGUUAACUAUAUUUAUCGGGCACAUUUCUGUGUAUAUAUGGCUCUUUAGGUUUCUGUAGCUUUUUUUGGCUGUUAAAGGUAAAGCUUGGCAUGUUGUUGUGGUCUAGUUACUUCUUUACCAGGGCUGGAAGAGAGACCCCACUGGACCUUUACACAGCUUUUUAGCAUUUUUAACAAUUCUCAUUUAAACCCAAAGGUACUGAGCCGCCCUGUUACAUUAGGGUAGUUGGUGCCCUUUCUUUUAAAUGACAAGUAUGAAUGAUAACAGGCUGUUAACAGGACCGUGUAGAGGCAUUGAAAGUCCCUGGUGGAGAACAGACUCCAGCUGAAAAUGUCAAGGCGUCUCCCUUUUAAGCAAGCUAAGAUUUCCACCACGAAUUAGCUGGCAGAUAUAUAAUGUAUACUGUUUAGAGCUUGAUCAAUGACUGCUGCAAUGUUUUUUGCUUCGAGAUCCUCCAUGUAAUAGGCACCAUUUUACUGUUAUGAUCAUAUUUUACUGCUUCAGUUACUUAUCGUUCAUCCUUCCCUCUCAUCCUCACCUCUCUAUCUUUCUGUCUUUCUCAGACUGUGUGGUAACAUUAGCUCUGUGUCUAUUUUUAAUGCCAAAUUAUUGUGUUUACCUGUGUUUUGUCAAAAAAAAAAAUGUGGGAAAAAAUCGACAAAGCCCCUAUAAUAUGUCCUGAAAUCAGCUGCCUGCCUUAACUCCACCCCCCUGAGAGAUUUGGACAGCUGCUAAAAUGUAUCAAACCGACCCCUUACCUGCAGAGAGGCAUUUUACCACUAACUAGCUAGUCGACGAUGCAUUACACAUGCAUAGAUGCACACUUAGAGAUGUGUAAAGUCAUAGAAACAGGCCUAGUUUGAGUUCUGUGUAUGAAUUGGGGCAUUUGAAAUGAAUCCAAACCCACAUGUUAACAUUGUUUCUUCCCAUCCCCUCCAUGCGCACACACACCCAGCCUGCAUACAUUAUAUGCAUGCAUACGUAGAGGAUGCAUACAUAUAUUUCUGUUUAUCUAACCUAGCUGUUUUCUCUCCAGGCUAACUGUAUAACUGUAGGGAGUUUUUGGGUUUCACAGCAGUGCGAGUGAAUCUGUUUUUCUCGGCAGUGUGUUCCUCUUAUUUUUCUUUCUUUCUUUUUUUAUUCCUAGAUAUAUUCAGACAGUUAUUAAUCUUAUUCUGAUGAUGGUUAUUCUUUGUAAAGCAAGAUGUAGUGUGUAUGUGUGUGUGCGUGUGUGGACCCAGAGGGGUUACAGGGGGAGGAUCAAGCCAAACCUGAUGCAUCUAUCUAUCUAUCUAUCUAUCUAUGGAUUGAUCUAGCUAUCUUAUCUAUGUGACCCUCCUCUCUCGCUCUUCCUGCCUCUCCUCCUCCCCCUCAACGUUAUUUGCUGUGUUUGUUCUUUGGAAAAAAGAAAACUUAAAAAAAAGAAAAAAUGAAAAUGCUAUCACAAUAAACUAUAAUAAAACAUUCUAAACUCUAAA